AUGACUUUCUCCAUGAAAUACAAUCCAGAACUCCAGAAGAGAUCGUUGGAGAACAGGGAGCAGAAACAGCAAGAUUUUGACAACUUUGUCAACAAACUCAAGGAAUAUUCCAAAUCCGACAAACCAAUAUGGAUAGCCGCUGCCGAAGACGAAGCUCGUCAAAGAGCUAAUAUCGCAGAGGAGCAGCGAAGAAUAGCGCAAGACAUACAAAGGAGAAGGGAGAAGAUAAGAGACGAGAGUCUGCAACGAUGA
Molecule: messenger RNA, 252 nt
Organism: Letharia columbiana
Lineage: Eukaryota; Fungi; Ascomycota; Lecanoromycetes; Lecanorales; Parmeliaceae
Exons: 2
Coding region: 1-252 (83 amino acids)
Biological process (GO): mitochondrial respiratory chain complex III assembly
Cellular component (GO): mitochondrial membrane
Source: RefSeq, a predicted model, not a curated record